Molecule: messenger RNA, 1702 nt
Organism: Cuscuta campestris
Lineage: Eukaryota; Viridiplantae; Streptophyta; Magnoliopsida; Solanales; Convolvulaceae
Source: the annotation of a GenBank genome assembly
GGAUUUGACCAAAAGUCAAAGGGUGUUAGAGGCUGAGUGACUUGACCAACCGUGUUCAGGCGGACCCACCUUCCACCCAACAACUCGCCUUUCUUCUUCUUCCUUUUUCUGGCGAAUAGGGGAGACAGUCAGAGCCGAAGACUUUCUCCAUCUCUAUCGGUUCUCGCCAUCGAUCAUCUAGAAGUCCCAGAAAAAGGAAGAAACAGUCAGCCACGACUUGUCAAUCUCCAUCGUUCUUUAAGAACGGGGGAACGGAUUCUUCAAUCGAUUUGCAGCAAACCUAACCCCAUCAUCUCAUUCUGUUUCUCACCCAAUUUGGUCCGAAUCGGAAUCCACCGCGUUUAGUUCAUUGGGAAGAAGGAGAUAUUCGAGUGAUGAGCUCCAACGUGCCCUCGUCCAGCACAGCCGCUCCCGGAUCCGCCGAUAAUCAUACAGCAAGAAGAACUUCUAAGCGACCAAAGUAUUCAAGGUUUACACAACAGGAACUUCCUGCUUGCAAGCCAAUUUUAACGCCAAAAUGGGUUAUCUCAGCUUUUCUGCUAAUUGGUGUUGUCUUUAUUCCCAUUGGAGUGGUUUCUCUGUUUGCUUCUCGAGAUGUUGUAGAGAUUGUUGAUCGGUAUGAAGCUGACUGCAUACCGAGCAACUAUUCAAGGAAGGAAGUUGAGUUUAUACAAAGUUCUCUAGAUAAAACCUGCCAUAGGACGAUCAGAGUCUCGAAGCAUAUGAAGCACCCUAUCUAUGUGUACUACCAACUUGACAAUUUCUAUCAAAAUCACCGCAGGUAUGUUAAGAGCCGAAGCGAUCAACAGCUAAGGGAUAAGGAUAGCAAGGAUAAAAUCAGCACUUGUGAGCCCGAAGAUUCUUCAAAUGGGAGUCCUAUAGUUCCAUGUGGCCUUAUUGCAUGGAGUUUGUUCAAUGAUACAUACAGCUUUUCCCGCAACAAGCGGAAGCUGAAUGUAAACAAAAGUGAGAUAUCAUGGAAGAGUGACAGGGACCACAAGUUUGGAAAGGAUGUUUUCCCACAGAAUUUUCAGAACGGGUCUCUGAUCGGUGGUGGGAAACUUGACAUCAGCAAGCCUUUGAGCGAGCAGGAGGACCUGAUUGUUUGGAUGCGAACUGCUGCUCUUCCAACAUUUAGGAAGUUGUAUGGGAGGAUAGAGGUGGAUCUUAAUGCAAAUGAUGUGAUUGAAGUCGUAUUGAAGAAUAAUUACAAUACUUACAGUUUCAAUGGGAAGAAAAAGCUUGUGCUUUCUACCACUAGCUGGCUGGGUGGGAAAAAUGAUUUUCUCGGCAUUGCAUACCUCACAGUCGGUGGCCUUUGCUUCUUUCUGGCUAUAGUUUUCACACUCAUAUAUCUCGUUAAGCCAAGGCAACUUGGUGACCCGUCAUACCUGUCCUGGAACCGGAAUCCAGGUGGACACUAGGAGGCCAUCACUCAUCUUCAUGUAAUGUACCCAUCAUCCAUCAUGUACAAACUACAACAAAGUUGUGAAAAAAGUGUAAACAUAGUUUUCAAAACCUGUAUGCUGUGAACGUAUCGAUGUCUCAACUUGUGGUGAUGGUUGAAAUUUUAUGUUCCUUGAUUCUUGAUUUGAGUUGGGGGCUUAUUGAUAAUAGCCGCUCUAGCUAUAUCUAAGCUUUGUUGUUUUCUUGAUUCUUGAUACUGUUUGUAUAAGAUUGCAAAGAAAUACUAGUUUGCGCU